AUGCCGUCAUUAAUUCCAAUAGGAACAUUCGUAUUAGCCAAAUGGCCAUCAACAUCUAAUUAUUAUAAAGCUCGUAUUAUCGAUUACACUGAUGAUAAUAAUUAUGUUUGUCAAUUUUUGGAUGAAAGUGUUGUUGCUUUACCAUCGAAAUAUGUUGAUUUGCCGGAAAAAUUCCAGCGUACAACAAAAAAGCUUUCUUUUAUGCAAAAUGAACAAAUGUUUGUUGAUCGUUCUUUAACAUUUAAUUCAAUGAUUAUUUCUCUUGGUUGGAUAGCUAUAUUUUUAUAUAUCCAGCAUAGUUUUUAUCAUAAUCCUGAUCUAGAUGGAUCACCUGGAUCAUCAAAUCGUACUUUGUUUCAACAAUAUCCGAUUGUUGUUGUUCAAUAUCUUCUACUAUGGUUUAUAUUACAAUUAAUUUUUGCUCGAUAUUUUCCACAUCUUGGUAAAGAACAACUUAUUUAUAUUAAAGAAUCUCAUCCAAGUAUUUAUUAUAAACAUCGUUCAAAUAGUUUCCUGGCUUUCAUUAUUACUUGUUUGAUAAUGUUUCUUUUUCGAGAGAAAAUUCCUCUAAGAGAACUAACAAAAUCGUAUUAUUUAUUAGCUUUAUUUAGUCUUGGUAUUGCACUUACAUUUAGUCUUAUUUUAUUAACUAAUAAACUAUUUUCUCGUUAUUGUUCAAUAUCUAUCAAUGAGAUUGAUCAUAAUCAAAAACAAACUCACUUUGAUUUUCAUUUAUUUCUUUCAAUUCGUCCAGGUAUUAUUCUUUGGCCAGCACUUAAUCUUCUUCUAUUUUUAACUAUUCUCAAAUAUAAUCGUCAAAUAUCGAUACGUUUUGUACUUUCAAUUCUUCUUCAAACUAUCUAUAUUAUUAAUGUGUUUAUUAACGAAACUUCAAUGAUACGUCAAUCAUUAGAUAUUUCACCUCCAUCAUCAUUCGAUGCAAUUUUUACUAAUCUCUGUUGGGUACCUUUCAUGGCAACACUCACCUCUUUUUACAUUGGAAGAAGUCAUCGACCAGUUCAUACAUACAAUCUUUUUCUGGCUGUUAUACUCUUUAUCUUUGGCUUCGUAGUACAACAUCUUGCUAUGCGUCAACGCACUGCGUUUCAAGCAAUGAACAAUACCAAUCUAGUUGAUUCUGUCAUGGUAAAUGAUACUCAACGAAUAUUAACAAGUGGUUGUUGGCGAUGGUGUCGUCAUCCUCAUUUGCUAGCUGAAAUAAUCAUGGUCAUCGGUUGGUCACUACCAGCUGGUACAAAUCAUUUAGCACCAUGGCUUUAUACAUUCUAUAUUAUCUGCAUGGCUAUAUACAAAGCACAUUAUUUCGAUCGAACACUUCAAAAUACAUGUACAGAAGGUGCUUAUGAACAUUAUAUUGCACAUGUAAAAUAUACACUUAUUCCAUUUGUCUAUUAA
Messenger RNA from Rotaria sp. Silwood2, 1416 nucleotides. Lineage: Eukaryota; Metazoa; Rotifera; Eurotatoria; Philodinida; Philodinidae. The record is from the annotation of a GenBank genome assembly.